Gadus macrocephalus (Pacific cod) is the source of this 1221-nucleotide messenger RNA. RefSeq lists its product as uncharacterized. NCBI's taxonomy places the organism in Eukaryota, Metazoa, Chordata, Actinopteri, Gadiformes, Gadidae. The record is from RefSeq and is a predicted model, not a curated record. Bases 583 to 1077 code for a protein of 164 amino acids. The transcript has 4 exons.
UCUAUUUAUAGCUCCCACACACACACACACACACACACACACACACACACACACACACACACACACACACACACACACACACACACACACACACACACACACACACACACACACACACACACACACACACAAAUAUAGCAUAGGGGGUCGCGUUUGCUUUGGGGCAGAGAGACAGUUGCUUACAGACACACACCGUGUUGAUCUCAAACCAGGAUUUACUUCAGUGUUCCUUUUCAUCAACUACUGUCAAGGAAUAGGCCUAUACUGGGAUUUGGAUUGCGUCUUUCCGGAGAGGUCCUUUCUGUCUCGCCACUCCAGAUCCCAUGACGAGGGACACGGUGUUGACCGCGCGGUCACUUGGAUGACGUGUUUUGGAAGCCCAGCGUGUGCGUGUGUCUGUGUGUCUGUGUGCGUGUGUGUGUUUGGUUGUCUGCCUGUAUGAGCGGGUGUAGAGUGUGAGAAUGCAAUAGCAUAGUAAAGACUUUUCGGAGGCGCUCAACGGAAGGAAACAGACGCGCAACCAAGUGGACACACACACUUAUACACGCGCACACAUAUAGGCCUACGCACGGCGGAGGAGCCAUGUCUCGACCGCCCUCCACCCACACCACCCCCCAGUCUUACCGCAUCAGUGACAGAGACCUGACGGAGAUCCAGCUCCACUCUGUGGACUCCAUCAAUGACCUGCACCGCAUGCACCCUGAGCACGGCCACAGAGGCAUACGCCCGCCUCUCUCGCCCGCCCACAGCCCGACGUCCAAUGGAAACCCCUGUUACCCCGGCAGGACAGACGUCAAUCAACCAGGCCAGCCAAUCAGCGCUAAACUGCAGAAACACUUGGGGGAGACGUGGGGCUCCGGUUCGUCGAGGGUCUACAUCGCGGCCUGUGGACUCAUCGCGUUCCUACUGCUCAUGCUGUUCGUCACCGUCUACUUCCUGGUCCAACAGGGCGGUGCUAUGCGGACGCUCACAGAGGCCGUGAGGGAGAAACAGGACGUUUCCAUGGAGAUAGCCAAGCUGAUUCAGGAGCUACAGGCCCUGAGACACAACCUGACAGCUCUGAGGGACAGGCCUUGAAGACACACGAGCACACGAAUGGCUCUACAAGAGAGAGACUGAACCUCCCAUCAGCCCUGCUAGAUUGACAGUUGAUCGCUUCACUUUUAUUUAUCCGUCUGUGAUUUGGGGGGAAAAAAGAGACGUCCAAAUCUUUUUUGCAAA